AUGCAUCGUACAUACUCUAUGCGCCAGUCGCGUCUGCCGACUGCCUCCCAAAUCGAAACUCCUCCACCACCGCUCUCCUCAACCAAGACGAACAGAUGGAUGGGCAAAGGUGGCUUUGGCCACGCCUUCCGCAAAAAUGCCGCUGGCGCUUUCGGGCCUGACCUAGCGCGCAAGCUCUCCCAGCUCGUCAAGAUGGAGAAGAAUGUCAUGCGCAGCAUGGAGUUGGUCUCCAAGGAGCGUAUGGAGACAGCACAACAACUCUCCAUCUGGGGUGAGAACUGCGAUGAAGAUGUUUCGGAUGUCACGGAUAAGCUCGGCGUCUUGCUCUAUGAAGUUGGAGAACUCGAAGAUAUGUAUGUCGACCGCUACGACCAAUACCGAGUUACCAUCAAGAGCAUCCGCAACAUUGAGGCAUCCGUACAGCCCAGCCGUGACCGCAAGCAAAAGAUUACCGACGAAAUCGCGAAACUGAAGUACAAGGAUCCAAACUCCCCUCGCAUUGUCGUCCUGGAACAGGAACUUGUCCGCGCUGAAGCCGAGUCCCUCGUCGCCGAGGCUCAACUCUCCAACAUUACUCGUGAGAAGCUCAAGGCAGCGUUCCAGUACCAGUUCGAUGCUCUGCGUGAGCACUGCGAGAAGGUUGCCAUGAUUGCCGGCUACGGGAAACACCUUCUCGAUCUCAUCGAUGACACCCCCGUCACCCCCGGUGAGACCCGCCAGGCGUACGACGGAUAUGAUGCCAGCAAGGCCAUCAUUCAGGACUGCGAAGAUGCCCUUGCCAACUGGGUCACCUCCAAGGCUACAGUCAAGUCCAGCCUGUCUCAACGUUCGCGUACGCUUUCUCAACGUCACCGGGAGAAUGUCGCCAAGGGCCGUGAGAACGGUGUUGACCUAACAACUCAGGACCAGCCUUUGAGGGGUGACCGGGACUCAUGGGUUGCCGCUGAGCAGCACCACAGCUACCACAACGGUGUAGAGGACGGCGAGGAUGUCGGUAGCGAUAUCGGAGACAUUCGUGGCCGCGAAGAAGAGCCAGUUGCCGUCUAA
Messenger RNA from Aspergillus puulaauensis, 1047 nucleotides. RefSeq names its product Eisosome component PIL1/LSP1 family protein (gene PIL1). The coding region runs from base 1 to 1047 and encodes 348 amino acids. The record is from RefSeq and is a predicted model, not a curated record. The transcript is spliced from 4 exons. Gene Ontology annotation, biological process: negative regulation of protein kinase activity; endocytosis; eisosome assembly. Gene Ontology annotation, cellular component: eisosome filament; plasma membrane. Gene Ontology annotation, molecular function: lipid binding. Lineage: Eukaryota; Fungi; Ascomycota; Eurotiomycetes; Eurotiales; Aspergillaceae.